Molecule: messenger RNA, 210 nt
Organism: Dissoconium aciculare CBS 342.82
Lineage: Eukaryota; Fungi; Ascomycota; Dothideomycetes; Mycosphaerellales; Dissoconiaceae
Exons: 1
Molecular function (GO): RNA binding
Source: RefSeq, a predicted model, not a curated record
AUCUUCGUCAGUAAUCUCUCCGAUGAGGUCGAUAAUCAAGUCCUCUUUCAGGCCUUUUCCACUUACGGUACCGUCUCUGAGGCUUAUGUGAUACGGGACAAGAAGACUGGUCGUUCUCGAGGUCACGGUUUCGCCGCUUUCCGGGAUCGCGCCGAAGCUGAGAAGACUCUAAGCUCUAUGAACGGCGAACGGUUAGGCUCUCGCGCCAUU